Messenger RNA from Lingula anatina, 2663 nucleotides. RefSeq lists its product as uncharacterized. Gene Ontology annotation, cellular component: endoplasmic reticulum; protein phosphatase type 1 complex. Lineage: Eukaryota; Metazoa; Brachiopoda; Lingulata; Lingulida; Lingulidae. Gene Ontology annotation, molecular function: protein phosphatase regulator activity. Gene Ontology annotation, biological process: response to endoplasmic reticulum stress. The record is from RefSeq and is a predicted model, not a curated record.
UGGUCAGUAACUCGUCAUAGUUACUUCCUGAAUAGAGAAAACAGAAGUGCGCCAAUUACUAUUAACAGCUGUUAGUUCGAUUAUUUCGAAGAUAAUGUAUCCAAGUAUUAAAGAAAGUGAAGAAGUCUACAGCAAAUACUACCAGGAAUCAAGCGAAUCCUUUAAAGGUUGCCGAUCAUAUACUUUUGACCUGAAUUUUAAUACUUUUAUUCGAGGACACGCGGGGUGGAUCGCCCCAAACAUUACCAUUAUGAAUCAUCGGCUUAAUUUCGCAUCAAGGCGGACUGUUGCGUAAACGAUAUUAUCAUGGACGUUAAAAGUUCUUUACUCUCUCAGAAAGAGCAGCAGAAUUGGCCGAGGUGGCCAUGGACUUUCGGUAUGUUCAAAGGUGACACGAAACGUGACGAACCUCACACACAAAAUAGAACGACACCGCAUCAAAGACGGAGUCCACUCUUGCGCUUAGACAGUAUUGGAGAAAUUUCAUCAGAUGAUGACUUAACACACUGGACUUCGGGUUCGACUGGUUUUAAUACCCAAGAUCAGGUACGAGAAACAAAUACACCAGGUAACUUCACCAAAAUGAUGGGCUCCUAUUUUACUAAGUUUUCCAAUUUCUUCAGUGAAAGAAACAUUUUUAAUCCGUGUCAUUAUCAGACUGCCACUGGGUCGAGAAUGACUAGUAAAAAUAUACAGAGUCUAGAUGCCACUAAUUGUUCUCCAAAUAUGAAUAAAUCAAGAAGUCAGUCUGCAGGAGCAUCCCAAGUGAAUGCAGAAAUUUACCACUGUGACAACAAAUCAACUAGUGAAUCACAUUUUUCUAUGAGGAAAAUACCAGACAUGGAUAAAGUUUCUAGUUACAUUAAACCAGUUCCCAGAAUGGGGGCUGUAACACAGCUUGGUGCCAUAUUAGGUCAGCUGCAUAUUUCUCAGGACAAAGCAGAUAAGACUGCAGAGGCAGGGUGUAAAGGUGAGAGGAAAAGGUCACAUGGGGAUAUUGAAGAUGGUGACAAAGGCACAUCUCAUGACAGUACAAUUAGCAGUCCCAAUGAUGCAAUGAAACAAAGCCCUGAGCAAGAUGCUGGAGUGUGUGCUCAGCUUGACUGGAAAGAAACACUUGUGAACCAGACACCAGAUUUUGUUUUCAAGCUUAAUGUAAAAAUUAAUUCAGAUGAUGGAAUGCAAGAUGGAGGUUUGCUCAAAAUUGGUGCAAUGAAGAGUACAGUUUGUAAUCACAGUAUGCCUGAUUGCACUGGCACAGGUGUAAACUCUCCAGAAGUAUAUACCUGCAUGCCCCAUUGCAAUUGUGUCUGUCAUGUGACAGAGAUCAGUUUAUGCAAUAAUGAUAUUACAGUUUCCAACCCUAGUGAUAAUAAGUCCGUCAGCACUCCAAGAAACAGUAAUUCAAGGCAAAAGAAAAAGAGGAGGAAGUCCCGUCCAUCUGCGAAAAAAAGACAGAGACAGAAAAAGCGCCAAGCCAGUUUUCAGACAAACUUUUCUUGUCACCAACCUACACAAAAUUGUGAUAUGAAGAAAAAACAGAAAAUUGAACAUCCCAAUGUGGUUGAUAAUUCAAACACAUUUCAAAUAGGUGCUAAAGACAAGAACUUCCAUAGUUCUGUAGCUUUUAUUCUAGGAAAUGUUGAUAGUGAUUCUGAGGAUGAUUGCAGUGAUUUCUGUGACUCUGACACAGCUGCCCCUUUCGUAGUAUUUGUAGAGGAAGAGUUUAUUGAUCCCUUUGAAGGAAGUUAUCUCUAUGACUUUGAGGAAACUGAUGGUCUACAUUCCAUGCAUGAUCCUGAUCACCCUUUAAACCUGCAAUUUGACGUAUUUACCAGACAUGUGCCAAAAGUUAGCUCCAGUCCAGAGAUGAGGACUUUAGAAAAAGGCAGGCUGUUUGACCUUGAAGAUGACCACUAUCCAUCCUUCCAUUCUGAUACAACACCCAAAAGGGUGCAUUUUCCAGAUGAGGAACAUAUUGCAACUGUGUAUGAAAUUAUGCAAAUGGAUGAAAAUGAAUGUCGCAAAGGUCCCUGGGAAGCCUAUGCUGUAGACAGAUGUAGGUUCCAGAAAAGAAUUGCUGAAGUAAAUGAUGCUAUUGGUUACUGUUUUGAUCCUCAGCACAGGCAGCACAUUUUAGAGUUUAUCCGAGCAUGCCAAGCCAAAGAUUAAUCAGUUUUUGUUUUAGAUUGUUACAAAAUGACUCCUUAAAGUUAUUUGAAUGAGUUAAUCUACUUUUUAAGUUUAAGUAGUUGACGAAAUCUUCAGCUGCCUUAUAAAUCAUGUACAGAGUGGAUUUUGAAAACCCAGUGAUUUAAAUAUCUCUGACAAAAGAUGAAUAGUUUGUAGCAAAAAAACUGGUUGAGGUUCUUUGAAGGCAAACCAUUUUAGAGAGGUUAAAUAUGCACGUUUAAGGUGUUGUGCAGGUCACAAGUAUUGAUAUGUUGUUUUGAAAUCCAUAUUGUGGACAAGUGUGUCAGACAUAGGCUAUAAACACGUCAAGGGUUUUAUUUACCUCCUUCAAGUAGUUUUCAUUUAAUGCAGCAGAUAAACUUGUGUUAAGCGUUCAUAAGAGCUUAUUUUGAAUACUGAGUAUUUGUGAUAUUAUAUUAAUUUAUUGAAGACUAUUGUAAUUUUAUCAAAUAAAAGCUAUUCAAUUUCGG